AUGCCAUCUAAUCACCACUACCAACCACAAUCACUCCUUUCAAAAUUUCAUGCCUGCCUGGCAGCGCUUACACUUCCCCUCCUCACCUCUCCAUCGGCCACAACCGCUGCAGCCGCACCCCAGGGACCGGGUGGGUUCCAUAAGGUCACUAUUGCGAAUCCUAUCCGCGGACCAGCCGUGGAGAACUACCGGUUCGAAUCGCCACUCACCAAAGUUACCAACAAUCCUGGUACCGGGCUGGGAGAAGCUGUAUAUGGGAACGACCUAAAUCUGCUCGACCUGGUGAUCUGUGCCAGCGUCGAUGGGAAGUUCCAUGCGUUGGAUCGGGCGACGGGACGAAAGCUGUGGAGCAUGGAGAGCGACCCUUCCGUUAGCGCGGGAGGAGCAAAUAGCUCCUUAUUCCAGCCUUUAGUGAGGAACGAGGAGCUUGCUUUACCCGUAUCUGCUUCUCGGAGGCGCGAUGCAAGUGGCGGAGGGAUAUGGGACGAUGCGGACGAGGAAGACGACUCCUUCCACACUUUGCUGGAAAAAUACGUUAUCGAACCGCAAUCCGGAGAUAUCUACAUGAUCCCUGAUCCUGGGUCGCCCGAGCACCAACUUCAGAAACUGCCUUUCAGCAUGUCCCAGCUGGUCGAGCUCAGCCCCUUCUCUUUUCCAGGAAGUAAUCGCAUCUUCAUAGGCAAGAAAGAAAGCAGCCUUUUGGCACUCGAUUUACAGACCGGGAGGGUGAGUGGAAGUUUCGGAUUCGGACCAGACAGCUGCAGGUGGGAUCCGUGGUAUAAGGAUGAUGCCGUUGAUGGAGAGGAAGAGUAUGAUGAUCUGAAUAUCCUCCCACGGCAGAUCGUCUACAUCGGUCGAACUGACUAUCACCUCAUCGUGCACGACAAGGGCCAGCGACCCCUCCAGUCACUUGCAUUCUCCACAUAUGGGCCGAACAAUGCUGAUCGGGAUAAGCAGUCGUCUUGGCUCGGUACGCCGGAUAAACGCUACCUCCAACCGAUGCAAGAUGGGCAGGUGCUGUGUUUCGAAACCGGGCAGGAGAGGCCCAUCUGGGGGACGAGAUUUCCUUCGCCUAUUGUGGCCGUAUUUGACGUCGUUAUCCCCGCGUACGCCACGCAGCCUAUCAUCCUCUCCCAGCCCACGCCGCGUCUGACCGAUGUCUUCCCUGGCCGAUACACUCAGCUCACCGACAUCCCCCCAAAAACUUAUGUCGGACGGGUUCCUGCUUCUUCCCAGAGCGGCGCAGGUUCCCUUUAUGCAAUGUCGCACGCCAAUUACCCGCUCAUCACUUUCUCCGAAGUGCCAGAGCGGAAAGCACAACACCACCACGCUCAUGCUCACACCUCCGAUUCGGACGCCUCCGAAGAAAACGAGGGUGCACCGGAGAACGGGGAGGAACAAGAGGAUGAUAACGCUCUCUGCUGGGCAGACGACUGCCUGAUUGGCGCCUACUAUUCGGACAUGGCCACUCAGUCCCGCUUGAACCGACUACUUGAAGGUCGUCGCAGACUGACGAUUGAUUCUCAACGUCCUCUACUCCUGAGCGCGAACGCCGGUGACCCUUCUUCUCCCAAACUCGACACUAUGCCCCCAAGGGCAUCAUAUGUCUCUCUCCCUCGACUGUUGAGUAACCAGGCUCUCCUGGGUAGCAGAGCAGAGGAUUGGGGCGGGAUCAACGCCGUCGCCGUCGCACUGUGCAUUAUGCUGUUGUUUGCAUGGCUAACGACGAGGAGGGGGAAUGUGUGGGACCUGUUGGGUCGGAAGGCGGAUAAGGGGCUGAUUGCGUUGGAGGAUGAACAUCAGCGGGAAGCGGCCAGACUUGCAGGGAAGGGGAAACAGGUGAAGCAGGAGAAGAAAAUGAACGGAAGCACGAAGAUCGAGGAGAUCAAGCCGGUGCAGGAGGUGGCGGCCACAGUCGAGGAUGCACGUACACCUGUUCCACCGCCUCCGCAGACCGACUCCCCAAGCAUCCCCAUCAUCUCCCUAAACGGUGACGGUGAUCCUGCAGAUGGGGAAGCCGACUCGGAGGACGACAAGUCACCAGGUCUUGGGAAGAAGCGGGUGAAACGACGGAAUCGGGGUAGAGGCCGACGGGGGAAGUCCAAACCUGAGGGUGACGACGGCGAGGGCGGUAUUGCAGAUGGAGGAAAGGAUUUGAUGGAUGCAGAGAUCAAGGUGCUUAGGGAGGAGGAGGCGCGUGCGCAGGCACAAGGACCUGGAUUCAACGGUGGGGAGGAGAUGGGGGAGGUGCAACUCUCGAGGACAAGGAGUGGAACGCUACCACAGAGUUUGUUAAUGCUGUCGGAUGUCAUCUUGGGUAUGCCUGUUUUAAUUGGGAUCAUGGAUGGGAAAGUGACUCUAGAUAUGAUAGGUUAUGGAUCCCACGGGACCAUCGUCUACCAAGGUUCCUUACAAGGUCGACCAGUGGCCGUGAAGCGCCUCCUUCAGGAUUUCGUCACAAUCGCUUCUCGCGAAGUCUCUCUGCUUCAAGAGUCAGACGAUCACCCUAACGUCAUCCGUUACUUCUACCAAGAGCAACGAGACGGUUUCUUAUACAUCGCGCUGGAGCUGUGUCCUGCUUCGCUCGCCGACAUAGUCGAGAAACCCCGGGAGGCGUUCUCAGAGCUCAGGGGCAGCUUCGAGCCGAAAAGAGCGCUGAUGCAGAUAACAAAAGGACUACGACAUCUGCACUCCCUCAAGAUCGUGCACCGUGAUAUAAAACCGCAGAAUAUCUUGAUCUCGCAGAACAAGAGAGGAGAGCUGAGAAUGCUUAUUUCCGACUUCGGCCUGUGCAAGAAGCUCGAGCUGGACCAGACGAGUUUCCUCCCUACACAAGGGAGCGGGCCGCAAGCUGCUGGGACAGCAGGUUGGCGAGCUCCUGAGAUUCUCAGGGGAGAUGUCAACCUGGACCCUCAGUCAGCCGAGUCCUCCUUCAACGGGCGAGAAGGGGGCGAGCAGAAGGAGUCGUCAUCGUCUUCCGGUACACGAUUAACGAAGUCGGUGGAUAUCUUCGCGCUCGGCUGUUUGUUUUAUUAUACCCUGUCUGGUGGGGAGCACCCCUAUGGAGACCGGUUCUCCAGGGAGGCGAAUAUUCUAAAGAAUGAGAAGAGCCUGACUUGGCUGGAUAAGCUAGGCGAAGAGGGCCUAGAGGCCGAGGACUUAAUCGGCCAGAUGUUAGAGCCUGACCCGUCUGCAAGACCAUCAACCGAUGAUUGCCUGAUUCACCCCUUCUUCUGGACACCAGCGAAACGGCUCAACUUCCUCCAGGACGCUUCCGAUCGAUUCGAGGUGAUGGAGCGCGAACCGAAGGAAGCUCCUCUCCUCGCGCUAGAGACAGGCCCAGCCAAUGUGUUGGGGCCAGACUGGCACCGCAAGCUGGACAAAGCAGUGAUCGAGAACCUGGGCAAGUUCAGAAAGUACGACGGCAAGUCAGUACAGGACUUGCUCCGCGCUUUGCGCAACAAGAAACAUCAUUAUCAGGAUCUGCCUGACCAUGUGAAACGCCUGUAUGGUCCGCUGCCUGAAGGCUUCUUGGGGUACUUCACACGGCGCUUCCCAAGACUCUUCCUCCAUAUAUAUGGCGUCAUCUCGAACUGCGGGCUUCGGUACGAGAGCAUGUUCAGGCAGUAUUUCGAUCAUGUCGAGUCGUGAUGUUCAUUGAUGUUCUCCCUUUUUUCUACUUGGGCAUUCCGUUGGGUGAGCGGGGGGACGUGUGCGGUGGACAUUAUUCGUCAGCAAGGAAGUCCUUUCAUGUUAUCAAGCAUUGUAUUCCCUUAUCGCACGUAUUGUAUAUUAG
Dacryopinax primogenitus is the source of this 3796-nucleotide messenger RNA. RefSeq lists its product as uncharacterized. Gene Ontology annotation, molecular function: RNA endonuclease activity; ATP binding; protein serine/threonine kinase activity. Gene Ontology annotation, biological process: protein phosphorylation; intrinsic apoptotic signaling pathway in response to endoplasmic reticulum stress; mRNA processing. The transcript is spliced from 5 exons. The record is from RefSeq and is a predicted model, not a curated record. Gene Ontology annotation, cellular component: IRE1-TRAF2-ASK1 complex. NCBI's taxonomy places the organism in Eukaryota, Fungi, Basidiomycota, Dacrymycetes, Dacrymycetales, Dacrymycetaceae. The coding region runs from base 1 to 3651 and encodes 1216 amino acids.